AUGGUCAUUACUGAGUACCACUACCGUCGCCCGGAACAGAGAAGCCCAAUCACUAUCGAAGUUGAAUAUUUGUCCCGUGCGAGCAGAGCGGAACUCAUCAACGACCUCGUGUGGAACUACAGGCAAUUCUAUCUUCCUGUCGUCGAGAGCGGCGAGACAUCGCCAGAAGAACAUCGCAGAUUCAGCCGUGAAUCGGACCACGCGUGGUCCGCGCUCGAGACGGCUUUCAAGCAUUGCGACGGGUUCGACGAGAGCUUUCUCCAAGGCAGCUUGGCAGAUAGUAUGAGCGCAGAUGAGGAGGCUGUACAAGAAGAGACCAAACGAAUCGCGGCACGUCUAAUCGAGUGGGCAGAUGAGAUUGAAUGGCCCGCGGGGGCUGAAGGGGGCCUCUGGUCCACCACGGCUCAGGAUGCCGCUGAAUGCUGGACCAAGACCAGGUUGUUCACUUCAAACAGUGUCUGGCCUUUCACUCAGAGAAUCAGGAUCUAUAUUGAUGCCCAGAUCCUGAAGGCAGGGAUCGUUCUCGCAGACCUGCCCGGCCUUCAGGACACCAACUUGGCCCGUGUCCGUGCUUCGCAGAAGUAUAUCACACACUGCGACCAAAUCUUGGUCGUAGCUCAAAUCGGUCGCGCAAUCACGGACGACUCUCUCCACUCGUCGCUGAAAGAUAUCAUCAAGCAGCAUAUGGCCACGGAGCUGGAGAGCACUGCUAGGAGACCCAGGGUUGCCGUCGUGUGCACAAGAUCUGAUGACAUUGAUGUGGCCGAUGCCUUUCGUCUAUUCUGCGGAGCUGGGGGCAGGCUAGAGAACAGUACCGCAAUGCAAGCCGCAAGACAGGAACUCAGUGCUGCCCAGUCCACUGGGGAUUUCAUGGCGCUCAACGCCGCCAAGGAGAGACAGCGUGUCUUGCUGAUACAAGCACGCAACGACCAUGUCACGGAAGGUCUUCAAGAAGCAUGCCUGUCCCAAAUCCAUACUGGACACCUGCCCGUCUUCUGUGUUUCCAACCAGUUCUAUCAGCAGCACAGCGAAAUGGGCGGCAAGCAAGCAUUUAUCCAAUUAUCACAGAUCCCCAAAUUGCGACAAUUUUGUCGUGCAACAGCGGCUGAUGGCCAGCUGGCCGAAGUGCGCAAUUUCCUGAACUCAAGCCUGCCCCAGCUCUUGAGCUCUAUAGAUUUGUGGGCAAUAGGCUAUGCCACGAAAAUAGCAGCAGUACAGCCAGUUCUUCCUGACACCCGGAGGCUGAAGCAGCUACUAGACCGUGCGCCGACUAACUUGUACGCUUCUCAAUACCACGCAUGGUGCGUACACAAUGGCGAAUACGAGACAAGAAAUCUCAAGAAGAAUUGGAAUGCGGAGAUAAUUGAUCGGAUGCGUUCCGAGCUCGAAUCAGCCUGGUCACUCGUGGGACAAGAGUUCAACAAUACAUUGGGUGAGCUUCGCGAUGAUCUUGCUGGCAUCAUCGAUGAAUUAGCCAUGGAAGCUGGAGGUAUGUCCGACCGGGCUUACGAGAGCUUCGCUGCAGGUGUCAAUGGCCAGCAGCAGAAGAGUGCUAAGAUAUGA
This is a messenger RNA of Microdochium trichocladiopsis, 1563 nucleotides long. RefSeq lists its product as uncharacterized. The transcript is spliced from 8 exons. Bases 1 to 1563 code for a protein of 520 amino acids. NCBI's taxonomy places the organism in Eukaryota, Fungi, Ascomycota, Sordariomycetes, Xylariales, Microdochiaceae. The record is from RefSeq and is a predicted model, not a curated record.